Messenger RNA from Phytophthora sojae, 1194 nucleotides. RefSeq names its product neutral zinc metallopeptidase. Lineage: Eukaryota; Oomycota; Peronosporomycetes; Peronosporales; Peronosporaceae. The record is from RefSeq and is a predicted model, not a curated record. The coding region runs from base 1 to 1194 and encodes 397 amino acids. The transcript has 2 exons.
AUGGUAGCAAGACGAUUCUCAGUGCAGGAGCUUCUGCUCGCUGUCCUACUAGCUCUGGUGGUCUGCAGCUCGUUCUCGUCGGCAGCCAAAUGCACGUACAAGAAGAAGGCAUCGAACACUCCGGUCGUCACGCCUGCGACCGAGGACACUGGAGGCUCCGCUGUAGAAGAAGCCGCUCCAAUGACUGAGGCUCCUACGGAGACUGGAGACGUCUCCCAAUUCACAACUCCAGCACCAGAGACCGAGUCGAGCAGCUUUGGCCAGGGAAGCUCCUUCCCGACGCAGGCCUCCGGCGAGAGCAGCUCUACCGCUCAAACGGAAGGCAGCUCUACCGCCCAGACCGAAGGCUCGUCGGGCGACGUCACCCAGACGGACUCGAACUCCACUUCGGCAGGCGACCACGCCAGCUUCGGAAAGGUGACGUCGAGCGGCAAGUGUGUCAAGGGCGACCCCACCACGUACGUGACCCGCGAGGACGUGGACUGGGUCUGGAAGAACACGAUGGAGAGCUACGUGCCGCCGUUCAAGAACCUCAUCUUCGACCAGCUCGUGACCAACAAGGGCAAGCUCACGUACUGCGUCCGCUGGGACAACAACAAGAAGCUCACCAAGGCAGUGGCUUCCAAGUUCGAGGCCAUGUUGGAGAAGCAGAUGAAUCUGUGGAACCGCUGGCUCGUGGGAUACGAGUGCUGGCCCAUUAACAAGAUCGAGAUCUCGAUCGUGGGCUACGCUGUGCGCGACAAGUCCAUCAUGGACUGGAGCGACGACUCGCUGGGUACGAUCUACGAGGGCAUCUUGGAUGACGAAGGAAGUCCCAAGUGCCCCGAUGAGUGCUACAAACACCAGGGCCAAGCUGCCAGUGCCGACACUAGUGGUUGCAAGGGCAAGCCCUUCGACAUGUCGCUGUGGCCGUCGACCAAGCCUGGCGAGGGAGCUAUUGGCACGGGCGGCGACUGGGGCCAGCGUGUUGAGGUGAAUGAUAUGCUGGCCACUAUGGACCAGAGCGACAUGAUGGUGUUAUUGCACGAAAUGGGUCACGGCUUCGGGCUGCCCGAAAUGUACGUGGACAAGAACAAACCCGCGGGCUACCCGUCCUGUGUCAUGGACAACGACCUGAAGCUUACCGAUGGCGAUGGAUGGCUGCUGCGCAGUGUGCUUGAGAACAUCAAGACUCGCUACAGCUUUGGCAAGUAG